UGCCUCCUUACUACACACACGCCAAUAAAAUAUAACUAGAAUUUAUGGAUCUGUCUGAAGAGCAAGUUACUACUCUAAAUCUAAAAGAGCGCAGUCCGGUUACGCCUAAUGAAAAAAACUUCGUGGGCAGUCUGGAAUCGAGCAAUGAAAACCAAUCAAAAAUGGACAAGGGGGGCAUUGCUGAAAUUGAUUCGAAAAUAAUUGACUUAGCUCCUUGCUCUAAAAGUCCAAAGAGGAUCGGGCCGACUGUGCCCCCAAAGCCUUAUAAAAAGAAACCAGAUUACCCUGAGGUGCCACAAAGUUAUAUCGUUAAACAAGUAUGUGAACCGCACUAUUCUAAACGUUUGCAGAGUCUUACUGCGUUAUUCCAGCGAAAGUAUCCGGUUAAUACUUUACAUAAAAUUUCACCCAACAAUGUGACGUUAGAUAAUCCUGUUUUGCUGGAGCAACAGCUAGAAGCUUUAGCUCAUCACAAACGGCAAAUGGAAAAAAGGGGCGUUUUUUCGCAACCGCAGAGUCAUAAUGAGAAAUCCCCUUCAGACAUAUCGGACUUUCCAAAUCUAAUGUUACAUUCUCAAGCUAUAGACGAUUGCAAAUCUGGCGUGAUUUACUCAAAUGUGCGUCCAACACCGAGUAUACUGAAUUCACCUGUUUUCUCACUGAAUGUUGAUCCCAUUAAUGCUGGUACAAAACACUCCGGUGAACGGAAUACGGAGAGGAAUAUCACACAAAAUUUAAGGGAUCUCAAAGCUAAUCGAUAUAGUGUAGAAAAUGGCAGAAAUUUUAUUACAAAUCGAUUGUGUGGCAAAACAGUUCGUAGCCAAAAUGAAAUUUACUCUAACUUGACGUUCGAGGACAACAGCCAAGAUGAAAUACUACCACCAUCAUCAGAAUUGUCUUUUGACGCGAUUGAGGGCACCUCAGAGUAUUCAAGUCACAACAAUGAUGUCGAAACACCACCACCCCCUAGUCCAGUCAGCUCAUCAUAUAGUGAACUAAGACGGGCGACGGAUGUAUUCAAACAGCCAUAUAUAAAUUGUUAUACAAAAUCGCAUGAAACAAAUAUUAGUUGCAACGAUAGUGGGAGCAACAACAAAGGUUUAAGUGGAUUUCAACCUCAAACGUAUAUAAAUGUGAGCUGUAACAAUGAAUUCAAAAUUUAUUGUGCAACAAUGCAGACCGUCAGUCAAGAUACCAUGGAUUUUUACAGUAAUGGAAGUUUCUCACAGGGUUCCACGACAUAUGAGUCCAUAUAUGAACCAAUAAUACCACGUCCAGCUAGUCAACUUUCAUCGCAUGCUAACUAUUUGAACUACGUACCAUACGUUAACGGGCCACAAUUAGAUACAAGUGAAAGUGGAGGAAACGUAUCUACCAUUGGAUCCAUUAGCACUAUCGGCUGCAACACACCGUCAUAUCCAAGUGUAGACGCUGUCGCUGCUAACGCUAACUCAAAAAGCUCAUGCCAACAAAAAGAGGUAGAGGUUGAAGCACUGACUGACUUUUUGGUGCAUUCCCUUGAUACGGGAAAUGGUGUUGAAAAUUAUGGCACAUGUUUUAAAUGCAAUGAACGCGUUGUGGGGGAAAACUCUGGUUGUACUGCUAUGGAACAAAUUUAUCACAUCGCAUGCUUUACGUGUACGCAAUGUAAAAUAAAUUUACAGGGUAAACCAUUUUACGCAUUAGAUGGAAAGCCGUUAUGUGAAUACGAUUACCUGCAAACUUUGGAAAAAUGUUCUGUAUGCUUGAAGCCUAUUUUGGAACGUAUCCUCCGGGCCACUGGCAAGCCAUAUCACCCGCAAUGUUUUACCUGUAUUAUUUGUGGACACAGUCUUGAUGGCAUACCAUUCACUGUGGAUGCUACGAACCAAAAUUAUUGUAUUUCCGACUUUCACAAAAAAUUCGCGCCACGCUGCUGCGUAUGUUUGGAACCAAUAAUGCCAGAAACCGGUGAAGAAGAAACUGUACGUGUCGUAGCGUUAGAUCGCAGUUUUCACUUCGGAUGCUAUAAAUGUGAAGACUGUGGUUUGUUGUUAUCGUCAGAAGCCGAGGGUCGUGGAUGCUAUCCUCUGGACGGGCAUGUACUCUGUAAAAGUUGUAAUGCAAAACGUGCAAAUGUUAACAAGCCGCAUGGCAACAGAGUUAUAAACAAACUUAUUACUGUGACAUAUUAUAUUAUGAAUAUUAUGUAUAAUUUCUACACUCAUAUGUAAAAUUUAAGUAAAUAAAAGUUCGUUUGGUUUGCUGACUUUUUAAAACCA
This is a messenger RNA of Anastrepha obliqua, 2261 nucleotides long. RefSeq lists its product as uncharacterized. The record is from RefSeq and is a predicted model, not a curated record. Gene Ontology annotation, biological process: cell-cell adhesion. Gene Ontology annotation, cellular component: focal adhesion; stress fiber. Lineage: Eukaryota; Metazoa; Arthropoda; Insecta; Diptera; Tephritidae.